CCGGGUAGCAGCACUGCGGGUCGGGGCGCGGGCCCGGACCCAGGCUCAGGCUUGCUGCACCCCGGAAACUCCGGCGCCCGGGAAAGUCUCCGGCCUGGUCGCAGAUCCCGGGCUUUAGUCUCCGGACACGUCCUCCGCCCUGGAUGGCGGGAGCCCAGAUGUCGAUGAGGCCCCCUCAGCCUACCCGGCUUCCCCCUCCUGGAUGCUUAGGAGAGCCCUGUGCGGGCCCAGAGUUCCGUCCAGGGAACUCCCUAGAGAGGAGCUAACUGCUGAUUUUGAGUAUCCCCGGGGCGAGGGCAGGGCCGAUGGAGGACCCGCCGGCCCGUGUGCUGUUCUGGCAGAGUUCUGCCGCACCCCACUCCCAGGGGCCGGAGGCGGGGCCCCAGACAAAGCCCUGUGGUGCCAGUGCUGCCCUCCGACCCAGAGCCAGAACAAAGGGGCUCUGUUUAGGCCCAGGCCCUCCCCAGGGGCCGCCGCCGCCGCGUGGAGGGAGUAAAGACCUUGUUGUCCUGUGGGAGGGGAGCCUUUCUGCCUGUUACUUCCGCAGGGUAGAGGCCGGGCUCGGGUGAAAGGAAGCGCUUUGGGGUCACAGGGCGGCCAAGGGAAGGCGAGCUGCUCUGACCUUUCUCCCGACAGGGAAGGUGCUGGGCUGCGCUCUCGGAACGCAGGGCCAGAAAAGGGCAUGUCCCAUCUCCCAGGACAGCUGACACCGGAGGAAACAUGGGGAACCGCAGGCCCCACACCCUGCCUUCCCCGCACUCCCCCUCCUCAGCCCUUCAGGAGUGAGAGUGUUUGGCUGUGGGUGGGGCAGGACGGGUGCAGGUAGCCUGGGCCCCCAGGGACGGGCUGUUUGGAUGUGCACCCCAUACUGGAGGCUGCCUGUGUCCCCGUCUCAUCAGAUGAGUGACAGGAGGCUCCGGAGGCUGUGUCCAGGCUGUGUGCUGUUGUAGGUCCGCAGAUCUGCUGGAUGUGAACCGCAGUCAUGGCCCAGCCACUGGCCUUAGUUCUUGAUGUGCCCGAGGCCCCAGGGGACCAGGACCAGGAGCUCAGCCCCUAUGAGGAGAGUGAGGUGCACGACUCGUUCCACCAACUCAUUCAGGAGCAGAGCCGGUGGGUGGCCGAAGAGGGCCUGGAGCUGCAGCAGGUGGCAGGAAACCUGGGGGCCCCAGCCAGCGGUCACCAGAUCCUCCUGGGGCCCAAGGGUGGCCCUGUCUACAGCACGGCCACUCUCAAAAUCCUGGCCAGCAUGCCCAGUCGCACCAUUGGCCGCAGCCGAGGGGCCAUAAUCUCGCAGUACUACAACCGCACUGUCCGCCUGCGGCGGCGCAGAAACAGCCGGCCGGUCCUUGGGCAGGUGCUGUGCUCGGCCCGGCCCAGCCUCCGCCUCUACGACCUGGAGCUGGACUCUGUGGCACUGGAGGAGGAAGAGAAGCGGAGCCUCCUGGUGAAGGAGCUUCAGGGCCUGCCAGUGGCUCAGCGGGACCAUAUGCUCCAGGCGAUGCCCUUGAGCCUGCAGGAGAAGCGCUUCCUGCGGGAGAAGAGCCGGACCCCGCGGGGGAAGCGGAGGGGCCGCCAGGACCAUGGUGGGGUCUUCUGCUGCACCCAGCUCCGAUACACCUGUGCCCUGGCCCUGCACAGCCUGGGGCUGGCGCUGUUCACCGGCCUGCAUGCCUUGAGGCCCUGGCGCUAUGCCCUGAAGCAGAUCGGAGGCCAGUUUGGCUCCAGCGUGCUGUCCUACUUCCUCUUCCUCAAGACCCUGCUGGCCCUCAAUGCGCUGCUGCUGCUGCCGCUGGUGGCCUUCCUGGUGGCCGUGCAGGCUGCCUUCCCGCCUGAGGCGCGCCCUGUCCCCACCUGCACAGGGCUGGAGCUCCUCACAGGCGGGGGCUGCUUCACACACAGCGUCCUGUAUUACGGCUACUACAGUAACAGCACGCUGAGCGCACCGUGCGGCCGCCCACAGUGUGGGCCCGGGGCGGGCAGCCCGCCCUACAGCAUGCCCCUGGCCUACCUCUUCACCGUGGGUGCGGCCUUCUUCGUCACCUGCGUCACCCUGGUGUACAGCAUGUCCCACUCUUUCGGGGAGAGCUACCGGGUGGGCAGCACCAAGGGUAUCCACGCCAUCACGGCCUUUUGCUCCUGGGACUACAAGGUGACCCAGAAUUGGGCCUCCCGCCUCCAGAGGGACAACAUCUGCACCCAGCUGAAGGAGCUGCUGGCCGAGUGGCAGCUGCGCAGGGAUUCCCAGAGCGCAUGCAGGCGGCUGUGGCGGGUGGCCGUGCUGGUGCUGGUGUCGCUGAUCCAGGCUCGGGGAAGGCUGAGUCUUGGGGAGCAAGGUGUGUGUCGCCUGCCUCCCUGCCAUCCCCGGGAUCCUCCCUGGGGUCCCUGUGCCCCUCCGGGGUGGGCUGCCCUCGCUGACCCACAGCCCUACCCACUCCCGCAGAGCCCCGAGCCUGCCGGCCAGGAGGCGGGGCUGCUGGUGCUGCCCCUGGUUGUCUGCCUCCUCAACCUGGGCGCCCCCUACCUCUUCCGCGGCCUGGCCACCCUGGAGCAGCAGGACUCCCCGGUGCUGGAGGUGUAUGUGGCGAUCGGCAGGAACCUCGUCCUCAAGACGGCCAUCCUGGGCGUGCUCUGCUACCACUGGCUGGGCCGCAGGGUGGCCACCCUGCAGGGCCGGUGCUGGGAGGACUUUGUGGGUCAGGAGCUGUACCGGUUCAUGGUGAUGGACUUCCUCUUCGCACUCCUUGACUCACUCUUUGGGGAGCUCGUGUGGAGGCUCGUCUCGGAGAGGAGACUCAGGGGUAAGCCCGAGUUUGACAUCGCGCGGAACGUGCUGGACCUCAUUUAUGGGCAGACUCUUACCUGGCUGGGCGUCCUCUUCUCACCCCUGCUGCCUGCCGUGCAGAUCCUCAGGCUGCUGAUCCUCUUUCAGGUCAAGAAGGUGAGCCUGAUGGCCAACUGCCAGGCACCGCGCAGGCCUUGGCUGGCGUCGCACAUGAGCACCGUCUUCCUCACGCUGCUGUGCUUCCCGUCCUUCCUGGGUGCCGCCGUUUUCCUGUGCUAUGCGGUGUGGCAGGUGAAGCCCUCGGACACCUGCGGCCCAUUCCGGACCCUGGACACCAUGUACGAGGCGGGCACCCUGUGGGUGCGGCACCUGGAGCAGGUGGGCCCUGGGGCCUCGUGGCUGUCCUGGCUGCACCGGUACCUGGUGGAGAACACCUUCUUCCUCUUCCUGGCGUCGGCCCUGCUGCUGGCCGUCAUCUACCUCAACAUCCAGGUGGUAAAAGGCCAGCGGAAGGUCAUCCGUCUCCUCAAGGAGCAGAUCCGCAAUGAAGGGGAGGACAAAAUCUUCUUGAUCAACAGGCUUCACUCCGUCUGUGAGAGGAAAGAGAGGAGCAGGGCUCGUAGAUCUGCGGAGGCUGUGACAUCUGCCUUGCUCAUAGAUGCGGCUGGGGACAAAUGAUGGGACAGCAAGGAGCCAUCUAGCUCCCCUGGGACCCCCUGGUGCCAUGGCCCUGCAAGCAGAGAUGUGGAGCUGAGGCCCUGAAGGACACCAGGACGGUGCAGUGACCGCUUUCCUUUCUGCAGGCUGCAGGCGGGUCAAGAUGGAGCUGGAAGAGUGGGCAAGUGGGCUUGGGUUCCUCACGGGUCCUGCCCUGUCCGGGACUUUUAUUUAUUCCAAUUAAAUGGAUUUUGCAAAAUGGGCUUAUCUUUUGGAAGGCUGGGCUUGCCCACAGUGCCUCUCACCCCCAUGGGAACCGCGGCCAGGAGUGAGCCCCUAGGCAGGCCAGAGGGGUAGGAGCUGGCUGGCACAGGGAGUCAAGGACUCGGGUUGACGUGAAGCUUGAGAGAUGCUGGCCAGCAGAGGGCCUGGAGGUGGGCAGAGCUUGGUAAGAUGCCCAGGGGUCCAGCCUGGCAGGCUGAGCUUGAGCCUGUGAGAUGUGCUGAACUAGAGGCCGCAGGAAGAGGGCACAGUGAGGAGUGGAGAGGGAGGGGGUAGGUCCCACCAUUCACCCCCUUAGGUGUCCCCUGCUGGGUGUGCUCCCCGAUGCCAUCCCUGGCCAAGGAUAGUCCCGGGGGGGUGGGUGGGACACCUAGAGGUAGACGCCAUUGGCUGACAUGAGCCCUGGUGCUCAUGGGUGUGCGCUCGGCUCUCACGGGUCUCCUGUUGGCAGCGGAGGGCUUUCCUGGCCCAGCAUGGCUGAUCCGGCUAGGGGUGCUCGGGACCUCUGCAGGCCGCUCGUGCUGAUGCCGGCACCACUGCUGCUGGGUGAAGCCGGGUGGGCAGUCCAGAAAGUGAGUGGAUGACCUGGGGGUGGAUAUCCAAGGGUCACUGCUGCUGUUGUCAGUCUUGGAUUCCAUCGCCUGCCCCGACUCCAUGUGACCAGGACAGACGCAGAACCCUCCUAGGAAGAUGGGCCGCGCUGUAGCUCCCAGCGAGGUCACCUCCCAGGAAUCUGGCGUUGCUGUGAAGGGCAGUGCAGAGCUUUCAUUCACACCUACAUUAGCGGGCAGUGGAGGGGAGGAUCCUGAUGAUGGGGGUCCCUCAUCUAUCAGUGCAAGGCCUCAGGAACAGCUGAGGUUCCCUGGAGCCACUCCUGAGUCCAGUCAGCCCCGUGUGUUUUAAACUUGCUGACUCCCAGUGGAUUCAGAGUGUGGCCCCAAGAUCCUCUUGCUAGAAGAUUGGCCUGUGUCUCCUCCAGCCCGUGUGGUGCUGGGACUGUGGGCCUGGACUCUCUGGAUGGCUCUGGGCGUGCUCUGUGACCCAACUCUGAUCCCUCACCUCAUGUGGCCACUGCUGCACACAACACAGCUCCUGUAAGCACCUCGCAGCACUAUGCCCGCAGAGGUUCCUGUUUUAUGGUGCCGGUGGAACCCAGUGCCUUUUGCACACUAGGCAAGCACUUGGGACACUGAGCUACACACCCAGCCCCUGCACUUCAAGUUUCGCAAAAACAAAAAAAGAAUACUACUUGUAAGUGCCAAGAGAGAUGAACUCAAGCCCUGGAGACCGCAUGCUGCUGCCCUGGUGGCUGGGAAGCUGACGGUGCUACACAUUUCAGGCUAAAUGGCAAAGGCUCUGCUGUGCCGCUGUUCACAGUGGAACCCAGGAGGAGGCUUAAAAACUGGUGCCUGGGGCACCCGUGAGACAGUGAGGUGUACAGGUGCCUACGGGAAGCUCUGCUCUAAGCACCAGUCACAAAUGCAGCCCUCUAGCCCGAGGCUGCCCACGUAGGGUGCCUGGAAAUGUGCUUCUGGCUUCCCUGCAGGUGUAGAGCUGGGCUCGCUGGCCAGGCAUGUUCUGGGCGUGGCAGCAACUCUGCCAGGAAACAGUAAUGUGCACAGCUGGGAACUGUUUCCACCAUGGUCCUGUGCUGACUUCCUCGGUCCAUCCAAAGCUGGACUGGCCUGACCCCCCUUCUUCCAGCCUCGCCUCUGCACAUCCUGCCGACACUGCCGAGCACCCUACGGGAAGAGGAGCCAGUGUAGUCUGUGCCCCUGGACCCUUGCCCACUCCAAGCGCAGAUUAGAGCCCUGCCAACAGUCUGCAUGGAGCCGAGUCGUGCUCUCAGGGUCGUGGCCGUCUCCGUGCCUUAGUGCACCCUGCCGUUCCCAUCUGAGUGUCAUUCUUCUCGUGUCAUGGCCUCUUCAGCGCAUUCCUUCUCCACUUUGAGAGGUGGGUGAGAGCCCGCAGCUGGAUGCCUGCCCGCGGGGCUGGCCUCUUCUGCACAGGGUGCUCCUGUCCAAGAGGUCCGUUGUCCCCAGAUGCUCUAGAGUACCAAUGAAGUGGAAGCCCUGAUGUGGGACACGUUCAAGAUCCUGGCGCCUGUUCUGGGGAUAGACCUGGGGACAAAGCAGUGUUCUUCCCGUUUCUCAUUGCCACCCAGAGUUCUGCAGUGAGACACUUGCUGCUGCUUCUCGCACUGGAAGUUCCACUGUGCUGGUGUAAAGAGGUUUGGCAGAAGUUAGCCGAGGUGAUUCCAUAAAAAGGCAAAUUAGCUAGGAAUCCAGGUGUGGUGGUGCACAGUUGUAAUCCCAGCAUUCUGGGAGGCUGAGGCACGAAGUUUGCCAG
Messenger RNA from Fukomys damarensis (Damara mole-rat), 6070 nucleotides. RefSeq names its product transmembrane channel like 6 (gene Tmc6). Gene Ontology annotation, molecular function: mechanosensitive monoatomic ion channel activity. The transcript has 22 exons. Gene Ontology annotation, cellular component: plasma membrane. NCBI's taxonomy places the organism in Eukaryota, Metazoa, Chordata, Mammalia, Rodentia, Bathyergidae. The record is from RefSeq and is a predicted model, not a curated record. Bases 983 to 3460 code for a protein of 825 amino acids.